UUUUUUUUUGUUUCUAAUAAUGACAGAUCAACUUGACGAUGAUGGUUUUGUCAAAGUAGAACGCUUUAAGUAUAAACCAGUCGUCAAUAAGAAGAGCAAGAGAAAGAAUAAAUACACCUUUAAGGAUUCAGAUGACUGGACAAUUGAUGAUUUGACUGCUACCUUAAAGCAACGCAAGUAAGGUCAAUCAAUACUAAAUCAUGGCUUACCAUUUUAUAGAGAGGCCUUGAUCACAAGUCGUUUCUAUAAAGACCUGUCUGUGAUAUUUGAAAACCAUCUUUUGACCGAGUUUCAUGAUAUUGUUUGUUAUGGCAUAGGGUCAAUGCAGAAAUCAAAAAAUGCUCAAUACCAAUUUGAAUUAGCAAUGAUAUUAAGAGACUUGUUAAAGAUCCCUGGCAAAAUGUACAUCUUUGAUCCUGUCAUGACAACAUUAGAUAAAGAAUUGUGUGCACUACACAAUAUAGACAUUAUUCAAGAGAAUGAAGAUGGCAAACGAACUGUGACUAAGCCAACCUUGUUUUAUAUGCCUCAUUGUGGACGAGGUCUUUAUAGUAACACACUCAGUGCAAACUGGAAUAAACAACAACUAGCCCAUGUCACAAUCAUUGGAAAUCGAUUUGACAUGUAUGUCGGAAGUCAAUUAGAAAGAGACCUUGUUAAAGAAUGUCCCUACCUUAUUCCUGCUGUAGAAGUGUUGAAUGUUGUUUCAUUUCCUAAAGAAUUUGACAACAAUCAAAUCUUCAAUGACCUCUCUAUCCAAACAUUUCCUCAAGACAAAUUAGAUAAAGUAGAGGACACGUUUUGGUCUAAUGUACCUACAAACUAGAAAAU
Messenger RNA from Gilbertella persicaria, 831 nucleotides. RefSeq lists its product as uncharacterized. The coding region runs from base 323 to 826 and encodes 167 amino acids. Gene Ontology annotation, biological process: microtubule-based process. The record is from RefSeq and is a predicted model, not a curated record. Gene Ontology annotation, cellular component: cytoplasm; nucleus. NCBI's taxonomy places the organism in Eukaryota, Fungi, Mucoromycota, Mucoromycetes, Mucorales, Choanephoraceae. The transcript has 4 exons.